Aquila chrysaetos chrysaetos is the source of this 10857-nucleotide messenger RNA. It is a transcript of the gene NCOA6, whose product is annotated as nuclear receptor coactivator 6. NCBI's taxonomy places the organism in Eukaryota, Metazoa, Chordata, Aves, Accipitriformes, Accipitridae. The transcript is spliced from 16 exons. Gene Ontology annotation, biological process: positive regulation of transcription by RNA polymerase II. The coding region runs from base 1534 to 7638 and encodes 2034 amino acids. The record is from RefSeq and is a predicted model, not a curated record. Gene Ontology annotation, cellular component: transcription regulator complex; nucleus; histone methyltransferase complex.
UUUUGGUCAGGGAAAACGGUCUCCUUAUUACUGAGUGCCUCAUACCAAAGGAAUUACUUUUAAGCUGUUUGUUUUAGCUUAAAUCUUUUUGUCAUACUUUAUAACAUUUCAGAAUUUUAAAAAACUAGUGAAAUCUUCUAGACUUUUUAUUACAUGUAAGAAGGAAGAAUAUUGCAAUAAACAAGAGGUACAGUUUUCGGUCAAACCUUACUUCAGGACUGGUAAUCACAAGAAUACCUGGACUGGUUAUAUUGGCAUUUAUGAAGCUCCGUGAGAAUUUGGUGAUAAAGGAGUAUCUGUGGGGCAUGUCAACCCAGAAAGGUUUGGUGGAAGUUAAAUUCAGCUUUAAAUAAAAAGCUUGUCGCAACACAAACAAUUAAUAGAUUGCUACUUGAAAAUGAGUUUUCUCGUAGUCUUUGGAAGGCAAGAUAAAAUAUAGUUUCUUGUCAGGAUGCAUCUGAUUUUAAAUAGCAUCUCAUUUUACUUGUUUGCUGGUUGCAUUGGUGGAUAUUUUUGAAAAGUUACAUGCUGCAAAGCUCUGUCAUAGUAUCCAUCUGUUACAAGCUAUAGUGUAUUUCUUCCAAAUGGAAAUAUCCUUAACAUGUGAAAUUAAUAAUUCAGCUAAUGGGAAUUGACUGAUCAAAUAUUACACCGUGCAGACUACAGCUUCCAAGAAAAUUGCUGAUUCCGAGUUAACUCAUGACUUAGGAAGAAGACUGGCAGCCCUCUUGUGUUAGUUUCUUAGCUGCCGAAAGUGGGAAUUUCUACAUGGCUAACUUAACUGCAGUUGAAUCUCAUUCUGGAGUUAUCAUCUUGCUUUUUAAAGCAACCCUGAUGAUCUUGUCAUUCAAAUUCUGUUGAAAUAAAAAUUAAUGGCUCAGUUGAGACGUGUCCAUUGCAGCUUGGCAUGAGUUGUGCGGUUUCAACAAACUUCAUGAAACUUUGUUCCACUAAACCCGCUGUCAAAAUACAUCAAGAUAUCACUGCAAAAGGUCAUAUGUGUUAUAACAAGCUGUAAUUUUCUCCUUAUCAGAAACACUUGGGUUUAGGUGUUUUAUGCUUGAGGACUGUGGGAGUGAGUGGUGAGUAGUUCUGUAUCAGAAUGCGUGAAUGAAACCUGCCUUCCUGUAGACUUAUUUUGUUUCCUUCACGUUUGGGAAAGCAUAACCUCUGAACUGUUUCUGUAGAUGGAGUGCUUCACGGGGCUGUUUUUACGGAUUCCUUUGUGUCUGCUGAGGAUUACGUUUUUGGGAGUUGCUGUUUAACCAUGUUUGCCAGUCUGGAAUUACCUGAAGACCUGUUGCAUGUCACAAAAUACUGAAAUUGUGGAAUUUGUUUUGGUCAACUGGAAUACUUCUCAAGUCAUGUGCAGCAGCAUUCUGUCAGGAAACCACUUCUGUUUGUUCUAGUGGACGAACAGCUUGGAUACUGCAAUGGCCACCGUUUUCAAAGUCGCACAGGUUGUCUCACAGACCCUAGCAUUGGGUCAGCCGCAUCAUCUUAACGUCUGACAGGCUCCCAUUGUUGGAAACAAUGCUUUUGGAUGAUCUACCUAACUUAAAAGAUACAUAUGCCUCCUUGUACUCCUCAGCUAUGGAAGACUUAGAGGUGGAUUUUGAUUCAGGACUGGAGGAAGAUGAACUGAAACAGGAGGCUGCUCCUGAGGAUUCCACGAUCUUUGUAGCUUUUAAAGGAAAUAUAGGUGACAGAGACUUUGAGCAGAAACUAGAUACCAUAUUGGAGAAUGUGCCUGGCCUUUUACACAUGGAAUCCAACAAGUUAAAACUGCAGAAGAUAGAGCCUUGGAACAGUGUCCGCGUUACCUUCAAUAUACCCCGUGAAGCUGCUGAGCGGCUGCGAAUUCUGGCUCAGAAUAAUAACCAACAGCUUCGUGACCUGGGAAUUCUUUCAGUUCAAAUUGAAGGGGAAGGUGCUAUCAAUUUAGCUUUAGCUCAAAACAGAAGCCAAGAUGUCCGAAUCAAUGGGCCCCUGGGAGCAAGCAACUCAGUGCGAAUGGAAACGGGGUUUCCCAUGCAGGGGGGACAAGGUUUGAUAAGAAUGAGCAAUGCUGCAGCUGUCAUGAUGUCCCAGAGUGGAAAUGUGCCUUCCUCUAUGGUGGCAAGUGGUGCUAGUGCUGAGCUGCAGCCAAGAACACCUCGGCCUUCCUCACAGCCAGAUGCAAUGGACCCACUCUUAUCUGGGCUAAAUAUCCAGCAGCAAAAUCAUCCAUCUGGAUCUUUAGCUCCCCAGCUCCAUUCAAUGCAGUCAGUUCCUGUAAACAGGCAGAUGAACUCAGCCAACUUUCAGCAGCUACAGCAGCAGACGCAGUUGCAGACACGUCCUCCCCAGCCACAUCAGCAGCCACAGCAGGGUAUUCGACCUUCAUUUACUUCACCAGCACAGGUUCCAGUUCCCCCUGGCUGGAACCAGCUUCCUUCUGGAGCACUUCAGCCUCCUCCAGCCCAGGGAGCAUUGGGUACAUUGACAGUAAACCAGGGUUGGAAAAAGGCCCCAUUGCCUGGACAAAUGCAGCAGCAACUUCAAGCAAGACCAUCUCUAGCAACAGUACAAACUCCUACUCAUCCUCCACCUCCAUAUCCUUUUGGAAGCCAGCAAGCUUCCCAGGCUCACUCAAACUUUCCCCAAAUGAGCAAUCCUGGCCAGUUUACUGCUCCUCAAAUGAAAAGCCUUCAGGGAGGGCCCUCACGGGUUCCUACGCCACUACAACAACCCCACCUGACCAACAAGUCUCCUGCUUCCUCUCCCUCCUCCUUCCAGCAGGGAUCUCCUGCAUCAUCUCCAACAGUUAACCAGACGCAGCAGCAGAUGGGACCAAGGCCUCCCCAGAGUAGCACGGUUCCCCAGGGAUUUCAGCAGCCUGUCAGUUCUCCUAGUCGUAAUCCUAUGGUGCAACAGGGGAACGUACCCCCCAACUUCAUGGUGAUGCAGCAGCAAAACCAAGGUCCACAAGGUUUACACCCUGGUUUAGGAGGAAUACCCAAGCGCCUCCCCCCAGGGUUCCCUGCAGGCCAGGCUAACCAGAACUUCAUGCAAGGUCAGGUGCCUUCCACAGCUCCAGGAACACCGGUGAACAGUGGAGCGCCGCAGCUGCAAACUAGCCAAAACGUGCAGCACACAGGUGGGCAAGGAUCUGGACCUCCUCAAAAUCAGAUGCAAGCACCACAUGGCCCACCAAAUAUGAUGCAGACCAAUCUAAUGGGACUUCAUGGAAAUAUGAACAACCAGCAGGCUGGUGCUAGUGGGCUGCCACAAGUUAACAUGGGCAACAUACAGGGGCAGCCUCAGCAAGGACCACAGUCUCAGCUUAUGGGAAUGCAUCAGCAAAUUGUAUCCUCUCAAGGACAGAUGGUAAACAUUCAGGCUCAGGGAUCGCUGAAUCCUCAAAACCAGAUGAUACUUUCUCGAACUCAGCUCAUGCCACAAGGCCAAAUGAUGGUGACACCACAAAACCAAAAUCUUGGUCCUUCUCCCCAAAGGAUGACCCCACCCAAACAGAUGAUUCCCCAGCAGGGACAACAGAUGAUGUCUACACACAAUCAGAUGAUGGGACCUCAGGGCCAGGUCUUGUUGCAGCAAAACUCAAUGAUGGAACAGAUGAUGACCACUCAGUUGCAAGGAAAUAAACAGCCUUUUAGUACUCAAAACCAGUCCAAUGUUAUGACGGGGCCAGCUCAACUGAUGAGAGGACCAACCCCAAACAUGCAAGGAAACAUGGUGCAGUUCACUGGGCAGAUGAUGGCACAGCAAGGCCCUGUGAAUGGUAAUCCUUCUCAGGUUAUGGGAAUUCAAGGGCAAGUUUUAAGACCCACCGGACCUGGUCCUCACAUAUCUCAGCAACUUGGGGAUACUACUACUACAACAAAUAAUGAUGUGAACUUGACACAGAUGUUACCGGAUGUUCCUGUGCAGCAGCCAAACAUGGUGCCUUCUCACAUGCAAGCAAUGCAAGGAAACAACAAUGCUUCAGGGAGUCAUUUCUCUGGCCAUGGGCUGCCUUUCAAUACAGGGUUUAGUGGAACGCCAAAUGGGAAUCAGAUUUCCUGUGGGCAGAAUCCUGUUUUUCCUGUCAAUAAAGAUGUUACGCUCACAAGUCCACUCUUGGUUAACCUUCUACAAAGCGAUAUAUCAGCAGGACACUUUGGUGUGAACAACAAACAAAAUAAUCAGAAUGCCAACAAGCCGAAGAAGAAGAAGCCUCCAAGGAAGAAGAAAAAUAAUCAACAACUAGAACAAACAACUUCUUCAGAACCACGUCCAGCUGGCCUGGAAGAGAGUGAUCAGUCAUCGAUGUCUGGAGAACAAGGAAUGAAUUUAGAUAAUUCAGGCCCUAAACUUUCAGAUUUUGCAAGUAGGCCACCAGGUUAUCCAUCUCAGCCGGUGGAACAAAGACCACUUCAGCAGAUGCCACCUCAACUCAUGCCACAUACACAGCAGGCACAGCAGCAGCAGCAGCAGCAGCCACCACAGCCACCACCACAGCAAGCCCAGGCACCACCACAAACACCACAGCAGCAGCAGCAGAUGAUGAUGAUGCUUAUGAUGCAGCAGGAUCCCAAAUCGGUCAGGCUUCCUGUACCACAAGGAGUUCACCCACCUAGAGGGCCUCUGAAUCCAGAUGCUCAACGAAUGCCAAUGCAGCAAAGUGGUAACAUGCCAGUAAUGGUUAACCUCCAAGGUCCUGGAUCAGUGCCUCCAUCUCCUGAUAAACAAAGAAUUUCCUUGCCAGGCAAUCCUCCUCUGGGAAAUAAUGCAAGAAAAAUGGUUUAUCAAGAUAAUGUACAGAAUCCUUCCAGCUCACCCCUUGGAGAGAUUUCAUCAGUAUCCUCCCUUCCAGAAGGAGGUGGAGCUGAAGGCCCCCCAGCAUCAGUAGCUCAGAAUAAUUUGACAUCUCAUUUAGUAGUUUCACAGAACCAAUUAAUGAUGACGGGACCCAAACCUGGACCGUCUCCACUUUCAACUGCACAAGGUGCAAGUCCCCAGCAGCAGUCUAAUUCUCUGCCUAGUGCUCUUACGCACCAUUUUCCGAAUGUUGCCACCCCAUCACAAACUUCAAGGCCUAAAACCCCAAACAGAGCAAGCCCAAGGCCAUACUAUCCUCAGACUCCUAAUAACCGUCCACCUAGCACAGAACCAUCAGAAAUUAGCUUGUCUCCAGAGAGACUCAAUGCUUCUAUAGCUGGUCUGUUCCCUCCCCAGAUUAAUAUUCCUUUACCUCCCAGGCCUAAUCUCAACAGAGGAUUUGAUCAGCAGGGUCUUAAUCCCACUACUUUGAAGGCCAUUGGACAAGCCCCAUCAAAUCUCACAAUUAACAAUCAGUCUAGUUUUGCUGCUCCACAGUCACACAAAUUGGAAGGUGUGGUCAUUAAUUCAGGAAAACAAACCAACACUGGAGGAACAAAGAGAGCAAGUCCAAGCAAUAGUCGAAGGUCUAGUCCUGGAUCCAGUAGGAAAACUACACCAAGCCCUGGCAGACAGAAUUCAAAAGCAGCUAAAUUAUCAUUGACAACUCAGCAGAACCCAUCUCUCUUGCAGAACGUGGAAUUACAAAGAAAUAUGAUGGCUGGUCCCUCUUCUUUGCCAACACCUGUGACUACAAGUUUUCAAAAUAAUAACAUGCUAAGUAAUCAGAAUCCUGCAAUUUCUGCACCUGCUAUGACUGGCAUUCCUGAAGACAAUAAAGAGAGCCUUAGUGUGCCUCAAGAUAAUGAGUGUCAAAGUGCACAAGGUGUCCAAGGUAGCAAAGACCAGCCCAGUAUUGAACUAAAAGGUAUCCCUACUCCAGAAAUGAAAACGUUGGUUUCAGAAGAACAGUCAAAAAAAGAUGGGCAAGCCUUAGACACCAGUAAGCUUCCAGUCAUGGAGGAAAGUAAACCCAUGGUAUCUCCAGCUAUGAGGGAGGCACCAACUUCUUUAAGUCAACUUCUUGAUAAUUCUGGAGCUCCUAAUGUAACCAUUAAGCCCCCUGGGCUGACUGGUCUUGAAAUGGCACCGAUAGUCACCACUGGUGAGGAGCUAAAGAAGAUAGCUGUCAUUCCUCCACUACAAGAUUCAUCCUUGAGCAAAGAGCCAUCUAAUUCACUUAGCUUGCCUCAAAAUAAUGAGCCCUGUUCAAAUCCAGGGCACCAGGAACUGGGAGAAAUGAACUCAAAUGUUGCACAGAGUGUUCCUCCAGUAAUGCAAAGGCCUGUCAGCUCUUCUAUUUCAGGUUCUUUACCCCCCAACCAGAUAACAGUUUUUGUAACUUCAAACCCUAUUACAUCUUCUGCUAAUACAUCAGCACCGUUGCCAUCUCAUUUGCAACCUGCGUUGGUGUCGACUGUUGUCACAAUGCCCAACGUAGGGAGCAAAGUUAUGGUUUCUGAGGGACAGUCAGCAGUUCAGUCUAACUCCCGGCCACAGUUCAUUACACCCGUUUUUAUAAACUCAUCGUCAAUAAUUCAAGUUAUGAAGGGCUCUCAAUCAAGUACAAUUCCAGCAGCCCCGAUGACUUCUAACUCUAGUCUGAUGCCUCAGUCAGUCGCGGUUGUUGGUCCUUUGCAUAUACCGCAGAAUAUAAAGUUCUCUGGGCCCGCUCCUCCCAGCACAUCAUCCAGCAGUCCUGUUUCUAGUAUUCCCACCAGCAGGCCACUGGUUCUUAAUCCCUUGGCACCUCCUAUUCAGCUGUCUUCCUCUGCUACAACUUCUUCCAAUGUUCCUUCACAUCUUCCUGCUCAGCAAGUCAAAGACUUCAGCCCAGAGGAGACCUCUUCUCAAAGUGGUGGGUCAAGUGACCAGUGCUCUGCUACAGCAAUGCAGUCUGGACCUGUGGUUUCACCUCUUCUUACAAGUAGUCCAGGAUCUGGGAACAGACGCAGUCCUGUUUCUUCGAGUAAGGGAAAGGGAAAAGUAGACAAGAUUGGCCAACUCUUGCUGACUAAAGCAUGCAAGAAAGUCACUGGCUCCCUUGAGAAAGGGGAAGAGCAAUAUGCUUUGGAUGGAGAAGCAGAAGGUCAGGGACUAGAAACGUCAGUCCCAAAUAGUUUGGGAACAGAGCAAUCACCAGCAGAACUAGAUAAUAAAACUGUGACACCUCCAGCACCCAGUCUUAUAAAACAGAGCACUUCCGGGGCUGGCAAUUCGAGUGUCAGCACUGCGGCUGCUGCUCCUGCCUCUGCAUCUCCAAGUGUACUAACAAGCACUCCUCCUACGAGCGUCCUGUCAGUUGUAACCAUUCCUGCAGUCCCAGACCCCGCGCCUGCAGCACCAAGCACUAAUGGUAGUAACCACAGCAGUUUACCAGCUGAGCAAACUGGGGUUGGUGUGGUGGAGGAAAAAGCAGGAGCACAUCAGGAACUGCUACAAAGUACAGCAUCCUCUCAGCAUUUAACACAGAAAAAAAGUUCAGUUGCACCAUCAGAAAGUACUGUUCAAAGAACAGAACUUGAAACAAAUGCUCCAGUAGUUGCUGGUCAAAGUAAUGAGACAAAAGAGAAUUGUGAAAAGUCUAAAACUCCAAAUAGAAGAAAUUCAAGAACAGAGGACUCUGCCGCUUCACAGGAAACUGUAGAGAAUGGACAGCGCAAGAGGUCCUCCAGACCAGCAUCUGCAUCCAGCACUGCAAAAGGUUACAAUCUUUAACAAAGUAUGCAGCAUUUGUGUGAUACACGUGGUCAUUACCGGAAUGCAUGGUCCACGGUGCCAUUCUGCAUUUCUGAAGCUAACUGUGUCAGCUCCUUAUGUUUAAGGGUCAGAAAAAUUCUGAUGGACGAAAGUUGUGCGAGAGGGUAGAGAAAGACCGUCAAGAGGCAACAUGCGACCAAUAUUUUAAAGAUAACAUACAGAACAAAGAGGUAUUAAUACAAAAUUAUUAUAAAAGGAAGUCAAGUUGAAUUCAGCAACCAUUUUCCAUACUGAAGAUAUUAAAAGUUUGAUGGUAAGAACAUUUGCAUUUAAGAGUUUCGGAGAAGACUUCCACCUAUACGUAAUUGUGCAAUGACUCUCAAAGAUUACAUAGAGGGACCUAUAUGUUCUGCACUUUUGUGGCUGCUGAAUUUAAUUAAAUUUACUUCUUGUGGCAGGAUUGUGCAGAAGAAUCUAAAUCUGUAUUGUAAAAAUAAACUAUCUUUCAUGAUUGUGAAGAAAAGUUUGAAAAAUGUGAAGCCAAUGUAAAAUUGAUUUGGUGAUACCUUCCUGAGUUUGAGGGGAUCUGAAACGUAUGACCUGCCCCACAUACUGUAACAAAUAAACCUAAAGAUGACAACCAGUGGCACGUCAAAUUCUGAAAAUGUGGGAACAUGAAAGUACGUCAGAUUUAAAAAAUACCAGAGCUCACUUAGGGGGUUUGUAUUGACUGUAUUAUUCAUUUACCUCUGUAAGUAAAAUCAUUGUUUUUAAAACAUGCAUCUGAAACUGCUGCAGUAUCUAAGGGUUUUGCUUGAAAACAUAGGUCCAACUUACUGUGUAGUAUCCUGGGCUUUGAUUACCUUGUCUCCAUGCAAGGAACUGCCUACUUUCAAGUUGUAGAGAAAACGAGCAAAACAAGACUCUCUUGAGGAAGAGGACAGGCUGGAGGAUUAGUGAGGUAGCUAAAGAAGUGUAACGAGGUUUGCCACUUGUGCCUACUCUUUUGCACAUUUUUAUUAGUGAAUCAUAGUUUAAGAAAGCACAUUUGUUUUGUAUGCUCCUGGCCUCCCUCUAGACAUCUAUGGUUACAUUAUCUGUGUCCUGAGAAACUCGCUAAUCCAUGUUAAAGAGAAUGCGGGGCUGGGAGAAGUUACCUUUCGAGAUAGAGGCUGAUUAAAGUCAUUAUAAAAAUGGUAAUUAGGAACAACUUACAGCAGGGAGAGAGAAGUAGACUUUGACCAGUUCACGUAGGAAUUCCCUUGCUGAGCAUCAGGAAGGAGGCAGAAGGAUAACCGUAAGAGAAGAGGACACACUGAAAGUCAGCCCUCAUCUAUAAAUACACGGCCUGUUUCGGUGUGCAGUUUGGGGUUAGAAGCAGGCGAGGGAGAUGCUGGUGAUACUCACAAGGCACUGGGGACUGGGACAGGUACUGACUGCUGCCCCAUUCGUUCUCUCAAACAUGGAGACUUCACCAGCAGCAGGGAUGGCUACAGCUAAUGCUGCUGCUGGCCAAGCUACUUAAAAGUAGCAUUGCUGCUUGGAGGGAGCUCCGGUGACUGGAAGUUGUGCCUGUUAAGAUGUUUCACUUCUGAAAACUGAUACUGUAUUGGUAUUUUCACUUUUUGGAGUACCUUUCCAGCAAGGGCUGUUUCAGCAUUUACUGUAGCUUCGAGUUUGUUAAAUUUUGAAAUCUUGUUUGGUUUUGGGUUGUUUUGUUUUUUAAUAUGACAUUUAACAGGCAUGGAGUUGUACCAUUGCUUUCCUAGUUUUAGAUGUCUUGGAAAUUUUUUCCCUUUUGACUCUUAAAAUACACACAACUGUAAUAGCUUUUGGAAAAUAUUGUAAAGAUACAUUGCCAACAUUAAAAUCACAUUUUUAAAAAAUCUGAAGAUGCAAAUACCCUUGGUCCUUACUCCUUUUCUUUUUUUUGUUUUGAAUAGAAACUUAGUGCCUUGGUAAGUGCACUGAAAAUGUCAUCUGCUUUCACUGUAGGUUCUGCAAGUGCUUCUGGUUGUUCUGCUUCAGUGUUAUAUAAUAUUUUGUAUCUUUCUGCAUAAGCUGUUUUUCUGUGAAUCAUAAUGUACACUGAAGAGAUUUGUUUUCUAAUGACCUGACUUUCCAAGGACUCAAACAAGUAGAUUCUUAACUUGCAUGGCAGGUUCCAAAAUACUGUCCUAAGUUUUUUUUAUAACACCACCUCCAUGAUGCUUGGGUCUGAUUGGCGCAGUUUGUGCCCAGCGCUGUACUGCUGUAUCACGGAGACUUCCUUCUGUGGCACAGCUGAGCAAGUCAUGGCAUGUGGGGAACUAAAGUUAAAGAACAGUUAAAAAUACACGACUCUUAUUUUUAAGGCCAUUAUAUUAGGACUUCAUAAAUGUUAAACUCAACGCUCGGAAAUAGUGUCCUAACAGAAGCUAGGGGGAACUUGGUGUUGUAUCGCUGCUGACAGCUGUCUUCAGGGUAAAGGGUCCAUUUGUGUUAAGUCUUGUGAAGAGUCAGUCCUGGUUCUGUGGAAAUCCUGGUCUUCAGAGGUUUCCACUCUGGUGUGAUUUUGGAAAAAUAAAAGGGCAAUCUGUGCACCUCUGGUGAAUGGCUUACCGACUUCGUAUCCAUGCUUUUUUUCUUCUCUUAAUUUCAGAGACGAGUGCCAGUGCAAUGCAGUCAAAAAGAAGAAAAUCCAAGUAAAUUACUGCAUGGAAACAUGAAACUUGUAAAUGAGUGUGAAUUUACCAAUAGCAAUUUUGAGCUGUGAUUUUUCUUUUUUAAAUAAAAUUCUGUACAGUAAGUCAUUUUAAUAUUAUACUGUUCCCAAUAAAUGAUUUUUUUCUAAAAAACAGAUAAAUAGAUACAAAAACUGGGUUCUUCUAAAACCCCCUGGAUUUACAAAGUGAAGUCCAGGGUUAGCACAUUAGGUUAAUGUGUUUGUAUGAAAUGGAAGGGGUGGGGAAGACAAUUGUAAAUUUAUUUGUUUCCACUUUUCAUAAAUUAGAAUACAGGGUUGUCAUUUUUAGGUAUUAAAAUAAUGUAUUGUGCUGUUGUUUAAGUACUGUAUGUGAAUAGUAGUAAGAGGGUUUAUAAACAAACCUGAUCUUGUUUGGAAAUGUAAAUAAUUUUAUUAUAUAGUAGAUCUGAUGUAUUUGUUGUAGAAAUGGACCAGUGAAACAAAAAAAUAAAUUUAAGGGUUUGUAUAAUGUGGAAUCCCUCAUGCUCUAAAUAAAUGUUAUUGUCCUGUAA